Messenger RNA from Caenorhabditis sp. 36 PRJEB53466, 492 nucleotides. Lineage: Eukaryota; Metazoa; Nematoda; Chromadorea; Rhabditida; Rhabditidae. The record is from the annotation of a GenBank genome assembly.
AUGGCUAUAAGUUUGGAAACCGCCAAAAUGCAAUACGAGGUAAGCCCAGGAAAAUAACGCGUUCUAACUAUGAUAUUCAGUUUGCCGUUGCGGCAAUGAACCAAACAAAGGAUGAAUUUAUAGAUCUGAUGCGACUUAUUUCCGAGGUUAGUCAAUUUGCACCGGAACUUGUUUAAAAAUCAGCAGAAUUCAGGUGAACGUAACUCGCGCUGAACGAGAUAUGGUUGGCGACAGUGCUAUGGAACUUGCUCCAAUGCUGGACAUGCUAAAAGCUCUGGAACCAAAUGACGUUGUCACUCACCUGGUACGAUUUUCACUGCUUUGUGUUGUCUUUUGUGUGCUAGUGUUGUCUUAAAAACUAGAUUUUAUUGCCGUUGCUCAUUUCAGAUCGGCGCUCGACUCAACGUUCUGUUUCGCUUGGAACUCUUGCAAAGAAUCGAGCUCUACCGCAUAUUGGUUGCCAGAUACGUGCGGCGUGUUCCAGCCUGGUGA